UAUACGAUACUCAACUUCGAACGACGUCGUUUUUUAUUUAUCAAUAUAAAUAAACAAAAUAGAACAAAGAGCAGAAAGCACCUUUAUAGAACAACAAUGGUGGCGAUUUCACUAUAUAGAGGAAACCUCCAUAAACCACCUGACAAAACUAGAAGAUGGAUUAUGCCAAGAUUUUCAAUUCCUCUUAAAGAAUUUUGCGCCCUCCAUUGUCGUCGUUCCAAAGCUCUCUCUCUCCUCCCUUGUUCUUCUGUUUCCCCUUCUCCCACCCCUACUUCUGCUACCCCUGUCGCAAACCCUAAUCUUAAUCCUAUCAAAUCUGAUCAAUCAAAUCAACCAAAAACUAAGUGUGAAGAAAACCCUAAUUCUCUCCUAAAACCUUCUACAAGUAAAUCGGUGGUUCAUGGUGACUCGAACCCGUUGGAUCAACCGCCAAUAUUGGUUGAUGAAGGUAAUAAAGCGCCGGAAGAAGUUACACGGAAGGAGGUUGAGAAUAUUGCUAUUGUCGAUCCAAUUGCUCCAGCUAUUGAGGGAAAUGACAAACAUGAUGAAAAAGAGAAGCGGACAAAAGAGGUUGAGGAAAAGCUGCACGUUCUAAAUGAAAGGAAACACAAUUUAGUACAAUUACUUAAACUGAUUUUGAAUGCAGAGGAGGAACUAAAGAGACAAAAUAGUUUGCAGGCAGGAAAACCUCCUCUUCCCCUUCAAGUGGAUGCUUCAAAUGAUUCUGGGUCGAUGACUCGUCAUGCUACACCUAGAAAUGGAUCAGAGGCUAAUCUUACUGUUGAUAUGAUGGAUAUAGUUGGAGAUGAUGCUUUAAAUACUAACCCACAACCUCGACAGUUGCUACGCAUGAGCAGUACUUCACCCUCUGCUGAGUCUGUGCUCAAAAAGCCUCCCUAUUUUCAGCAUAAUGUGGCACCUCAUCCGUCUCGUGCAGUUCUGGCAGCGGGCAGUCCCUCACGUUUUGCUCCCUCAGGAAACCAGGCUCACCCUCCGAAUGUGUCUAUAUCUGGGACAAACUAUGUUGUGUCUUCACCGUCUCCAGCUGCCUCUGGUGGCACUUCAGUUUUCAGAGAUGCUCGGCAUCCUAGCCCAUGGAAUUAAAGCCCUUAUUCUCCCUCUUCUCAGUUCAGAUUUGAUAGGUUUUUUAAUUGGACCAGGAUCACGAGAUUCUACUGUAUGGUAUUAAUUAGUGCCAUUGGAAUACAUCUUGUUUUGUUCAGUUUUUUUAUUUCCUUCUCGUUAGUUGUGUAUUGUAAUGUACUAAUGUAUAGUAGGAGUAUGAAGUGGAUGUAAAUUUAUUGAAAUGACAAGAAAAUUGAAAAUUUUAUAAAAUUGAAAAAAAAUAGUUGAA
This is a messenger RNA of Amaranthus tricolor (Joseph's coat), 1354 nucleotides long. RefSeq lists its product as uncharacterized. The record is from RefSeq and is a predicted model, not a curated record. Bases 97 to 1104 code for a protein of 335 amino acids. Gene Ontology annotation, cellular component: chloroplast. The transcript is spliced from 4 exons. NCBI's taxonomy places the organism in Eukaryota, Viridiplantae, Streptophyta, Magnoliopsida, Caryophyllales, Amaranthaceae.